Molecule: messenger RNA, 9155 nt
Organism: Anopheles nili
Lineage: Eukaryota; Metazoa; Arthropoda; Insecta; Diptera; Culicidae
Product: tetratricopeptide repeat protein 28
Exons: 5
Coding region: 1-8721 (2906 amino acids)
Molecular function (GO): protein binding
Source: RefSeq, a predicted model, not a curated record
AUGCACACCGAACGGCGGCGGCACAGGACGCGUGGAGCCGUAACCGUGCACCAGAGCUCCGGUGGUGGCGCGACCGGUACCACCACACUCUCCACCGCGACCACCCUUACCGCCGCCGCCGCCGCUGCCUCCGUUUCCGCCGCAUCCUCUCAGCCCGCCAUCCAUCCCACCGUGUGGGAGAUUCUGUCGGCGGAACUGAUCCUUUCGAACGAACCGGAGGGUACGCCGGAACUGCCGGCGGCAAAUAGGGCGCUGUUCCUCGAGAAGGUGCGCCAAUCGAACACGGCGUGCCAGAAUGGUGACUUCAGUACGGCCGUGCAGCUCUACACGGACGCGCUCGGGUUGGACCCCGGCAAUCACAUCCUCUACAGCAACCGUUCGGCGGCGCGGCUUAAGCAGGGCCAGUUUGCGCUCGCCCUGCAGGACGCCACACGUGCCCGCGAGCUGUGUCCCCAGUGGCCCAAGGCGUACUUCCGGCAGGGUGUUGCGUUGCAGUGCCUCGGCCGGUACGGUGAAGCACUGGCCGCGUUCAGUGCUGGCCUUGCGCAGGAUCCGAACAGCAAGCAGCUGUUGGCUGGGCUGGUGGAAGCAUCGAUAAAGAGCCCGCUACGGCACGCACUCGAGCCAACGUUUCAGCAGCUGAAAGCGAUGAAGCUCGACCAGUCCCCGUUUGUGGUGAUUUCCGUGUGCGGCCAGGAGCUGCUCGGUGCGGGCCAGUAUCAUGCGGCCGUUACCGUGCUUGAGUCGGCGCUACGCAUUGGCUCGUGUUCGCUGAAGCUGCGUGGAUCGGUGUUUUCGGCGCUUAGCUCCGCGCAUUGGGCGCUCAACCAGCUUGAUAAGGCGAUCGCGUACAUGCAGCAGGACCUGGCCGUCGCGAAGAGCCUCGGCGAUACGGCUGGUGAAUGCCGAGCGCAUGGAAAUCUCGGUUCGGCGUACUUUAGCCAGGGUUCGUACAAGGAAGCGCUAACGUCACACCGCUACCAGCUCGUGCUGGCGAUGAAGUGUAAGGAUACGCAAGCGGCUGCAGCAGCGCUAACGUCGCUUGGACACGUGUACACCGCCAUUGGCGAUUAUCCUAACGCGCUCGCAUCCCACAAACAGUGCGUACAGUUGGUCAAACAGAUGGGCGAUCGGUUGCAGGAAGCGCGCGAAAUCGGUAACGUCGGUGCCGUGUACUUAGCGAUGGGUGAGUUCGAUUCGGCCGUCGAUUGCCACACGCAACACUUGCGGCUCGCGCGCAAACUCGCCAACCAAGUGGAGGAGGCUCGAGCCUACAGCAACCUCGGCUCGAGCUACCACUACAAGCGCAACUUCACGCAAGCCAUCACGUACCACGAGAGCGUGUUGCGGAUCGCGCAGCAGCUCGGUGAUCGCGCGAUCGAGGCACGUGCGUACGCUGGUUUAGGCCACGCGGCCCGCUGUGGGCACGAUUUCGUGCAGGCGAAACGUUGGCACGAGAAGCAGCUCGAGAUGGCGCUGGCCGCUCGGGACAAGGUCGGUGAAGGUCGCGCUUGUUCGAAUCUUGGCAUCGUGUAUCAGCUGCUCGGGGAGCACGAUGCGGCACUGAAGCUGCACCAGGCGCACCUGACGAUCGCGAGGCAGCUGCAGGAUAAAGCCGGCAUGGGCCGAGCGUAUGGGAACAUUGGCAACGCGUACUCAGCCGCCGGUUACUACGAGUCCGCGAUCAAGUACCACAAGCAGGAGCUCAUCAUCAGCAAGGAGGUGCACGAUCGUAGCGCGGAAGCAUCCACGCACGGUAACUUGGCCGUUGCGUACCAAGCGCUUGGCGCGCACGAUAUGGCGCUGAUGCAUUACCGAGCGCAUCUGAACAUCGCACGGGAGCUUAAGGACACGGCGGGUGAAGCGUGCGCACUGCUAAACCUUGGCAAUUGUCUCAGCUCGCGACAGGAGUUCGCCCAAGCCGUACCGUACUACGAGCAGUACCUGAUGCUAUCGCAGGAGCUUGGUGAUGUGGCGGCUGAAGGCAAAGCGUGUCACUUCCUUGGGUACGCGCAUUACUGCAUCGGGAACUACCGUGAGGCGGUGCGGUACUACGAUCAGGAUCUCGCACUCGCCAAGGACCUGCAGAACAAGAUGAACAUGGGCCGAGCGUACUGCAACCUCGGGUUAGCGCAUCUCGCUCUUGGCAACACGGGUGGUGCGCUUGAGUGUCAGAAGUACUUCCUCGCGAUCGCACACAUGACGAAUCACCUGCCGGGGAAGUUCCGUGCGCUGGGCAACAUCGGUGACGUGCUGAUCCGUAUGGGUGAUGUGGAUGAAGCGAUCAAGAUGUACCAGCGGCAGCUUGCUUUGGCGCGACAAACGCGUGAACGGGGAAUGGAAGCGGCCGCCUGUGGCGCGCUUGGGCUCGCUCAUCGGUUACUCAAGAAGCUGGACAAGGCUCUUGGGUAUCACACGCAGGAGCUAACGUUGCGUCAGGAAAUGGGUGAUCUACCCGGUGAAUGCCGGGCGCACGGACAUCUCGGUGCUGUGCAUAUGGCGCUUGGGAACUACACACACGCGGUCAAGUGCUACCAGGAGCAACUCGAACGUGCUCAGGAGCUGCAGGACUCAGCCGUAGAAGCUCAAGCGUUCGGUAAUCUUGGUAUCGCGCGGCUCAACAUGGGUCACUACGAGGAUGCGAUUGGGUAUCUCGAGCAGCAGCUCGGUACACUCGAACAAGUGAACACGGCGACGGCUCAACACGAUCGUGCACGUGCUCUUGGGCAUCUGGGAGAUUGCUACGAUGCACUCGGUGACUACCACGCGGAAGCGAUCAAGUGCCACGAACGGCAUCUACAGCUGGCGAUCGCGCUCCAAAGCGCCCGGGAUCAAGAGCGAGCUUACCGAGGGCUUGGAAACUGCCACAAAUCGGUUGGAAACCUGCAGGAGGCUCUCGUAUGUCUCGAGAAGCGACUCGUAGUGUCGCACGAGCUUGGUAAUCCUGAAGCGAAAGCUGCCGCGUAUGGUGAUCUCGGCGGGAUCCACAGUGCACUCGGUAACUACGAGCAAGCGAUCAACUGUCUCGAACAUCAGCGAGACAUUGCACGUGAACUAGGCGAUCGAGUGCUUACAUCGGACGCGAUCAGUGGACUUGGUGCGGUGUUUCAGCAGAUGGGCGAUUACGAUGAGUCGCUGCGGUUACACAAGCAGGACCUCGAGCUGGGUGAAGGUGCUAGCCAUGCGACACUGCAGGCACGUGCCUGUGGUAACCUCGGGUCGGUGUAUGACGCCCUACGCAACUACCCAGAAUCAGCACGGUACUACGAGAAACAGCUCGCCCUUACAGCUGAUCGGCAAACGAAAGCACACGCUUGUCUCGCGCUAGGUCGUGUUUAUCACGCUAUGGAACAAGUUCCGCAAGCAAUUGGCUUUCUCCGUCAGGGUCUAGCCAUCGCUCAAUCACUCAACAAGCUCGAGGAUGAAGCGAAACUACGCCACCGGCUUGGGCUGGCACUGAUCGCAUCCGGCGAGGACGAUGCCGCUCGACAGCAGAUGGAAAGUGCCGCUCAAAUCCUGGAGUCAAUCCGCAGCGAUCAAGUCACACCGGAGGCUCGCACGCAGCUGUACGAGCUACAAACUGCUUGCUAUCAGACGCUUCAACGUGUACUCGUCGGAUUGGGCCGUCCAGAAGACGCACUGGUCGCGGCCGAACGUUGUCGAUCACGUAUGGGUGCGGAUUCGAACCAGAGCGCGGAAAACUCGCUAAACAACCGCAAAACGCUGCUCACCUGCAGCGAGUACAUCUUCGACACGGUGAAUCGGAGUAAAACGAGCGUGAUUUACUAUAGUCUCGCCGGCAGUGAUCUGUACGCGUGGUUCCUGCAGCCUCAAAAGCGCAUCGUUCGCUUCCACGCGACCAAACUCGACGAGCAAGCGUUACCGAUGGUGAAGAAGAAAGCCCUGCUGGCUGGAUCGGGAGGUGGCACUGAGAAGAAGACUGCUGCAGGCGAGAGCACUGGAACAGGGACUGAUCGAGGAUCGUUGCUGGAGCAGUACAUCAACUACGUGCGUGAUUGUUUGGGUGUAAACUCGAGCGGUGUGUUGCAGGAAGGUGACGGUAGCGGGUGGAAGUCCUCCAACGAGAACCUGAUCGAUGACUUUGCGAAUGAACGGGCCGGAUUUUUGCGGAUGGUGAACCGAAAUCAUCUGCUGAACUCAAGCAACUACUCGCUCAGCUCGCUGUUCAGCCUUGGUAGUGUCGGUGGAUCCGUCGCCAGUCUGCAGGGUUCAACAAGGUCUAUUGGAAGCCUGCAGGGAUCGACACGAUCGAGGCGAUCGAACAUGCUGCCACCAUGGCAGGGUCCGUCCUGUCUGCACGUGCUGUACAACCUGUUGCUGGCACCGUUCGAGGAUCUUCUGCCGGACAUCAGCACAACUGCCCGAAUCGGUCGUCGCGAACUGAUCCUCAUCCUGGAGAAGGAACUGUACCUGGUGCCGUUCGCCAUCCUGCGCAGUGGAGAUGAAGACGGCGAGUAUCUGUCCGAACGCUGCUCACUACUGACCGUCCCUUCGUUGCACACGCUACGGCAAAAGAGCCGCAUUAAGACCCGUGAACCUGCGGAAGGACUAAACAGCGCCCUCGUCAUCGGUGGACCAAAGAUCCCGUCCUCACUCUCCGACACAUGGGGUUGGUCCGAUUCACCAGCCUCCCUGCAGGAAGCGGCCAUGGUUUCCGAUAUGCUGAACACGAAACCACUCGUCAGCUCAAGCGCCACCAAGGAAGCGAUCCUCUCGGAACUAGGCGCUGCCGAAUGCGUACAUUUCGCGGCCAACGUCAGCUGGAAGCUGGGAGCGGUCGUUCUCAGCCCAGGCGAAGUACUCGACUCACCACCAUCUCAGAAACGGUUCUACCCAACCGACGGUGAUCACGACGAGGAAGCAACCGAUCUGUCCGCCGGUGGCAUCGAAAUCCCGCCCCUAUCCGACUUCAUCCUGAGCGCUGCUGAUCUUCUUUCGAUGAAGCUGACCGCCAAGUUGGUUGUACUGAGCUCGUACCACUCCGUCGAACCGAUUACGGGCAGUGGUGUGGCUAAUCUAGCAGGAAGCUGGCUGUUCGCUGGAACCGGUGCCGUGCUCGUGUCCUUAUGGCCCGUCCCAGAAACGGCCGCCAAGAUCCUGUUAAGAGCGUUCUACUCAGCACUGCUGCAAGGCACCCGAGCAGCUCGAGCCCUGGCCGAAGCGAUGCAAACGGUCCAGCACACGAAACACUUCGCACAUCCUGCCAACUGGGCCGGGUUCAUCCUGAUCGGUGGAAACGUGCGCCUCUCGAACAAAGUCGCCCUAAUCGGGCAGGCUCUGUGUGAGCUAAUGCGCACGCCAGACAAGUGCCGGGAUGCGCUGCGCGUGUGCUUGCAUCUGGUCGAGAAGAGCCUGCAAAGGAUCCACCGUGGGCAGAAGAACGCAAUGUACACCACGCAGAAGAGCAUCGACAAUAAGGCGGGUCCGGUGAGCGGUUGGAAGGACCUGUUGAUGGCGGUUGGGUUCCGGUUUGAACCGGCCGCGAACGGCAUCCCGUCCAGUGUGUUUUUCCCGCAAAGUGAUCCCGAGGAUCGGUUGUCCCAGUGUUCGGCUAGUUUGCAGGCGUUGCUGGGUCUCUCGCCCACGACACUACACGCACUCUCGAAGCUGGUGCAUGGAGCGGAGAUUGCGGAUGAAAUUAUCGGUGUGAUGAGGAACGUUGUCACGCAAUUCCCACCGAAAGCGACCGAUAACGAGAGUGCGAUCGACGUGCCGUUGAGUGUGCGAUUGUGGCGUGUUUCCGGUUGUCACGAGCUGCUCGCUUCGCUUGGGUUUGACCUGAUGGAGGUUGGCCAGGAUCAGGUGACACUGCGUACCGGUAAACAAGCCAACCGACGCAACUGCCAGUUCGUCCUGCAGGCUUUGCUCGCUCUGUUCGACACGCAGGAAGCACCCAAAAGCCUCGGUAUCGAAUCCAGCAGCAGCUCGGAGUCACUGAACGAGGAGGAUUCGCCCGACGAGCAGACGGUUCAGCAACCGUCCAUGCAGCAACAACAACAGCAACAGUCUCAAUCGCAACAACCCGGUCAGCAGCAGCAGCAACAGCAGCAACAGCAACAACAACAGCCACAACAGCAAUCAUCCCAAGGAGUAGCGAUCACCAGCCAGCAGCAGCAGCAGCAGCAGCAGCAGCUAAAAGCAGGCGUUAGUCCAACACCAACGCAAGCCGAUUCACAGCAACGCAGCAUCUCACCAGCGGUCACGGUGAAAUCUCAAGCCAGCUACAACUUUUCGCGCCCACCGCUACCUUUGCGGCGUGUUCCGUUCCUGAGCACGCGCAGUGCUUUCAUUUCGUACGUACGACGACGCGGCGAACCCGAUGGUGGUCAAACGGAUUCGGCCACGGCACAACCGGCCACCACCGUUCUCGACACCAGCCUGGCCAAUACGACCGACAGUGAGCUGUCGGAUGGGUACACGACGCAACAGAUCCUGCUGAAGAGUGAUCAUCUCGCGAAAGGACUCGGUUAUUCGAGCCUCCGGGGAACGAUAAAGGUUUCCCGGCCGGGUGGUGGUGGCGAGAGUGAUGCUGCCUUCACACCCAGCCCACCUGUGACGCUGCAGAACGUGGACCAGAACGUUUCGCUGGCCUUGGCGCACCAGACACGCAUUAAAAACCUGUACACGAACAACGGUGGGUUGCAUGGUGUGGUGCAACCUGGAACCGGACCGAUCGGAGGGCACGGGCCGGCUACUGGUGGAGCGGGAGCAUACUCCCUUCAGGACACGCUGCGGGACGGCGUGCAUCACCAUCCAAGUGGACAGCUUCACCACCGGCGUCCGGAUAGUUCCAGCUCGGCCAGCUCAGCCACCGAUUGGGAAGGAUCCGGUCACGCAACGGUCCUGCGACGAGCGGCCCAUCAGGGUGGGGGUGUUGGCGGUGCUGGACACCAUUUACCCCCCUUGCCACCACCCCGCCAGACACUCCCGAUGGUGGAGAGCCUGCGACCGUUGGCACCUUUGGCACCGGUGUACAACAACAUCACCGGUGGAGCUGUCGUUUCAGCAGGUCCGGCAGGUGUUAAGGGUGUGACAGGAGCGAACGGUGCAGCGAAGGGUGCCCUCUCGGUGCUGGAGUCGACGAGUUCCGAUUCGGAGUUUGAACGAUCGUUUGAUCUGCCCGGCAGUGGCUCAAAUGCGGCCUCCAUCAGCAGCAAACUCACGUCGCUAGCGCACAGCCUGCAAAGCAUGCGAACGCGCAACAAACUAAAGCUGGGCGUGCAAACUGGCCACGGUCAGCAUCUGCAGCAGCAGCAGCAGCAGCAGCAAUCGCUCCAGCAACACCAGCAACAAUCGCACCUGCUGCAACACGGACAGCAGGCUUCUCAGCACCAGCAACAACACGGACACGGUCCUCUGCACGGAGCCACAAUGGGUCGCUCGAAACUGCCGGUGGAUCAGUUCGGUUUCCUCGAUCGGUUAAGCUGCCGGACGGAGAUUUCGUCCUCGGUGGCACUCGGUGGUGUACCACCGCCCCGGAAACCUCUCUCCACGCUUCCGGACGACGAGCGGACACUUAACCUGAACGCGAACAAGCUGUACUUCUCGCCAACCGACGCCGAGAUGCUUCCGCUGGCGGAAGCUUCCGCGUCGGAACUGGUGGCCCUCGGUGGUAAAGCUCACGCACCUCCACUGGUGGUGGGUUCGAGCGCGGGAGGCGCUGGAGGCCCGUCCGGUAAGGAUGGUUCGAAAUCAAACCAGAAAACGAUCCAGGACUCGAUCCUGCGGCACAUGAGCCGUGAGAUGACACCGACCAUUUCGGAGGUGUACCACGAGCGAAAUAUCGGGCUCGGGCUGGCCCCGUCCCUGUCGAAGCUGUUGUUGAGCAAGAACUACGAUGAGUCACCGGAUGCGCUGGGUAAGGGCACCGGGAGUGUUGGUGGUACCGGUGGAGGUUCAGUAGGUGGCGGUGGUUCCGGUUCCGGAUCGGUGGCGGCAGUAAAUGCGGCGGCAGCUGCCGCGUUGCUUAACAAACCGAGUGCCGCUCUGACGGUGGGUAACCUGGCUGAAGCGAUGAACGAGAUCGAGAUGAAUGCGACCACUUCGAGCAAGCUGGUGGAUGAAGGCGUGUGCGGGAUCUGUCAUUCGCCGUCGGAUCUGCUGUGCGGAUGUAGCGCAACCUCGACGGUGGCCGCUGUGGCCGCGAUGACGGCCGCACUUGGGGCAAGCACUAUGGCGAAGAAAUCGAGCUCAAACAAACCCUGGCUUAGCAACGUUUCGCCGAACAUCGUGAAGGCGAGCGACCUGACGACGGCGGACAUCCUCGAGCAGCAGCAGAAGCACCUCAAGUCGUCCGUCAGCAGCGGGUUGACGAGCAAUCUGUCCUCAUCGACGGAGAACUCACUCUCGACCGUGGUCAAGCGCAGUGGGUCACCUUUUUCGGAUCUGUCCCGGCGUGAUGAGGGUGACGGGCGAAGUGUGGCCGAUUCGCAGUGCUCUGGGAGCUUCCGAACCGACAUCACCGGUUCCACGGUGACCAGCUCGAAGAGCCAGCAGCCUAUUCCAGCCUCUCAGCAACAGCAGCAGCAGCAGCAGCAGCUGCCGAUGCAGCAACAAAAGCAGUCACAAACAUCUCAGCAGCAACAGGUGCAAGGAGCUCACGAUCAAACUGGUGUACCAUCACAGCAAUCGUCCUCGGGUGCCAUGGCAACGGUGACCGGUGUUAUCCAGCAACGGGGAAAGUACAUCAUUGACACGUAGAAGGAGCGGUUGUAAGGACUACGGAAGGCCAUGUUUUAGUAAUUGUGAAUUAGGCAUUAGACGAACGGUAGACGAGGGUUGCUGAUUGUGCAAGACUGGAUACUAGAUAAAUUGUGCACGGCUAGGGGUGCGCUGUGUAUCGUCUAAUCGCGUGUGUACAGACUACUCUUCGAAAACUAGUGGUAGAAAUGUGCUACGUGUAAGGCACGUGUGUAUAUUGUAGGAAGCGAGGUUGAAUUAGGAACUGAUUAGCUGUAAACUCUGGUAAUAAAUAAUUAGCUGUGUAUAAACCUUUUCCCACCAACAUCUGUACAGACGAAGCGAUGCAGUCGAGUUGUUAGGCACGUCCGGCGGAUGCAACUACGGGUUGCAUGUGCAUGUUUUGUUGCGAUUGAAAACGGAAAUAGCUAGCAGCCUUCAACAUGAUAUUUAUG